CAGCCUCCCAAGUGCUGGGAUUGCAGGCGUGCGCCACCACGCCCGGCUUCUAGGAGUUAAAGAUCAGAGCAGCAAACAUCUGACACCAAAGCAUGAACAGAAAUACUGUCGUGCCUGUUCUGCCCGACCUGGUCUACGCUCAUGAAGACUUCAGAACGUCAUGUUCAGCUGUUUCUGGGACCACAAACAGCCACUCUGUACUUUGCCCAACUUCUGGAUUCUGCCAGGCCUGAGAGCCUUGAAGAAAAAGAGUGAUCCGCCGGGAUGGACUGUGGCUCCAGGCUCCCAAGGGCUCCCGGAACUCUGGCCAGGGCGGGCUCUCACUCCAGGGUUCCCGGAGCUGCAACCCGAGCCCAGUUCUCCGCGCGUUCCGCCGGGGACCGGCACCGGGGGGCGCUCCAGGGCAGGGUCCUGCUCCUGACCGUCUGUGUGGCUGGCAUUGGUGGCACUUUUCAGUUUGGCUACAACCUCUCCAUCAUCAACGCCCCAACCUGGCACAUUCAGGAAUUCACCAAUGAAACAUGGCAGGCACAUACGGGAAGACCACUACCUGACCACCUGCUGCUGCUUGUGUGGUCCCUCAUUGUGUCUCUUUUCCCCCUGGGGGGCCUCUCUGGAGCACUCCUUGCAGGGCCCAUGGCCGUCAUACUGGGAAGGAAGAAGUCCCUCCUGGUGAAUAACAUCUUUGCAGUGGUAGCCGCGACCCUAUUUGGAUUCAGCCGCAAGGCUGGCUCCUUGGAGAUGAUCAUGCUGGGAAGACUCCUCGUGGGAGUCAAUGCAGGGGUGAGCAUGAACAUCCAGCCCAUGUACCUGGGGGAGAGUGCUCCCAAGGAACUCAGGGGAGCUGUGGCCAUGAGCUCAGCCAUCUUCGUAGCCCUGGGGAUCGUGAUGGGACAGGUGGUUGGACUCAGGGAGCUCCUGGGUGGUCGACAGGCCUGGCCCAUGCUGCUGGCCAGCUGCCUGGUGCCCGGGGUGCUCCAGCUCGCCUCUCUUCCCCUGCUCCCCGAGAGCCCACGCUACCUCCUCAUUGACCGUGGAGACACCGAGGCCUGUGUGGCAGCCCUGAAGUGGCUUCGAGGUGACAGGGACGUGACCCAGGAGCUGGAGGAGAUAGAGGAAGAGCGUGUCGCCUGCCAGGGCCGACGUGCUCAGCGCCCGUGGGAGCUUGUCCUGGAUCCUACCCUGCAGAGGCAGGUGACCAGCCUGGUGGUGCUGGGCAGUGCCAUGGAGCUCUGUGGGAAUGACUCGGUGUACGCCUACGCCUCCUCCAUAUUCCUGGCGGCGGGAGUGCCGGAGGAGAGGGUCCAGUAUGCCAUCAUCGGGACUGGGAGCUGCGAGCUGUUUGCAGUUCUUGUCAGCGGCUCCUUCCACUGGAUGCCCUACCUGGCCAUGGCCUGCAUCUUUGCCUUCAUCCUUAGCUUUGGCAUUGGCCCUGCUGGAGUGACAGGGAUCCUGGCUACAGAGCUGUUUGACCAGACAGCCCGGCCCGCUGCCUAUGUGGUCUGUGGGGUGCUCUUGUGGACCAUGCUCUUCCUGGUGGGGCUGGGGUUCCCCUUCAUCCUGGUAAGUCCAUCCUUCCCCUUGGAGUGGGGGGGCCCUGCCUCAAAUUUUGUCCUUGUCACCGUGACCACCUCAGCAGGAGGCCUCCAUCCAGGGAGAUUGACACUGUGACCCUUGUGAGCAAAGGGGCGGAGACCCUGCUGAGGACUUGUCCUGGGCCUUCUGUUGAGGCCUGAGAGAGGCCACACCAGUCUUGGGGUCUCUUUUAACCCACAGGAGGGUUUGUCCCACUUCCUGUAUGUUCCUUUCAUCGGUGUCUGUGUCUGUGGGGCUGUCUAGACUGGCUUAUUCCUCCCUGAGACCAAAGGCAAGACCUUUCUGGAAAUCUCCAAGGAGCUACACAGACUCAACUCACCCAGGCAGGCCCAGGGUCCCAUGUGGACCAGCCCAGAGGUCAUCACAUCCACUGGUCUUUAGCUGCAAAGCCAGUUGCGGGCCUUUCCUUUGCUUUUUACAUCACUGGCUCCUGCUCCACCCCACCCCACCCUGCUUUUCUUUUUGGAGUCAGUGUCUUGCUGUAUACUUCACACUGGCCUUGAACUCAUUUAUGGAGCCCAGGCUGAUCUUGAACUCACAGCAAUCCUCCUGCCUCAGCCUCCCAAGAGCUAGAAUUACAGGUGUGCACUAUCAUACCUGGCCAGAACAUUUGUCUAAUUGUAGUACUAGAAGAAUGUGAAACAAUAAACUUUGUUUUAGAAACUGAUUGCCUACAUGGUAGGUAUUGUAAAGCAUGGGGUAUGAAUACAGUGAAAAGAAAUCUUCUUUCAGCUUUGUGUUAACUCGGUUUUCUAUUAUUAUGACAAAAUACCUGAGAAAUAUGAACUGUAAAGGAAGAACUGUUUCUUUUGGCUCAGGGCUUCAGAGGUUUCAGUUCAUGGUCACUGGACUCCAUUGCCUUUGGACCUGCAGUGGCCCAGUACAUCAUGGUGGGGGCACAUAGUGCAGCAACUGCUUGCCUCAAGGCAGCUGGGAAGAAAAAGAGAGAAGAGAGAGGAGGGGGGAGAGCAUGUGCAAGUGAGCCAGGGGGUGUGAAUGACGCCCUCGGAGGAGCUCCUGCAAAGACCUCACCUCUUCCCACAAGG
Messenger RNA from Fukomys damarensis (Damara mole-rat), 2642 nucleotides. RefSeq names its product solute carrier family 2 member 11 (gene Slc2a11). The record is from RefSeq and is a predicted model, not a curated record. The transcript has 10 exons. NCBI's taxonomy places the organism in Eukaryota, Metazoa, Chordata, Mammalia, Rodentia, Bathyergidae. Bases 265 to 1671 code for a protein of 468 amino acids. Gene Ontology annotation, biological process: monosaccharide transmembrane transport. Gene Ontology annotation, molecular function: hexose transmembrane transporter activity. Gene Ontology annotation, cellular component: membrane.